Messenger RNA from Striga asiatica, 696 nucleotides. NCBI's taxonomy places the organism in Eukaryota, Viridiplantae, Streptophyta, Magnoliopsida, Lamiales, Orobanchaceae. The record is from the annotation of a GenBank genome assembly.
AUGCCGGACUCCGCCUUCUCCACUUUCGGUCAGCCGUCUCUCGCCCACCUCCUCCUUCACUUCUCCCCCUUCUCUCUCUCUCCCCAAUCCCUCCUCUCCCUGCCCUUCGCCUCCACAGUCCCGUCCCUCUCCCCCGUCAGCCACCUCGUCGUGACCUCCGGCCAGCCUGAACAAAUAUCCAUCAACAACGUCGAAUUCUCUGAUACCCCCAUUUUUUACGACGGAUUUGUGUUCGUCUACACAAUUGACGGGCGUGCCAGAUUUGCUGCCGAGAUUAAUUACUUUUCAGCUCACAGACGAUCAAAUCACCUCGGUUCAGGAGACUAUAGAGAAUUCGAAAUGAUUCCGGGUUUUGCAGUGCUAGUUGUUCCUCUGUUUUACUCAUCGGCCAACCGAUAUGUUUUUUUCUGUCAGAUGAGAAGAGAGGUGAAAAUGGAGACUCGAAGGUCGGAAAAAGCUUCCAAUAAAAAGGCUAUGGAAGACAUAGGUGUAAAAAGGCUAUGGAGCACAUUAGUGGAAUUAUUUUACUGGUUUCGUAGAAUGGGAAUAGGUUCAAAGUAUAUGAAUUUUAUGGAUUUUGCAAGAGAAGCUGCCGAAGCCAUGUCGUUAGCUGCAUCAAGUGUUGAACAACAACAGACCACAUACGGAGCUGUUGAUACGACAUCAGUUCAAGGAAAACAUGAGGUUUACAUUUAG